Messenger RNA from Oncorhynchus mykiss (rainbow trout), 4037 nucleotides. RefSeq names its product tetraspanin-31. The record is from RefSeq and is a predicted model, not a curated record. NCBI's taxonomy places the organism in Eukaryota, Metazoa, Chordata, Actinopteri, Salmoniformes, Salmonidae. Gene Ontology annotation, cellular component: membrane.
CCUCUCUCACCACGCCCACUGUUAUUGACAGAGACAGGAUAGAGGGUUGUAUUGUUGAAAGAGUGAGCGGUGCUUCCUCAAGCUUCGGUUUCGUGAAAGUAGACAAAAUAGUGAACAACGACCAGAGGGAAAUAUUCCUUGUAGUUGGCAAAGUUAGAUAGAAUAUCUUCAAGAUGGUUUGUGGGGGAUUUACGUGUUCUAAAAAUGCUCUUUGUUCUCUCAACGUGGUGUACAUGUUGGUUGGUCUGUUGCUGAUUGGCGUGGCAGCGUGGGGGAAAGGCUUCGGCAUCGUGUCCAGCAUCCACAUCAUCGGCGGGGUCAUCGCUGUGGGCGUCUUCCUACUGCUUAUCUCCAUCGUGGGUCUCAUUGGAGCCCUCAACCACCACCAAGUCAUGCUCUUCUUUUACAUGGUCAUUCUAUUCCUGGUGUUUCUUUUCCAGUUUGGUGUGUCCUGCUCCUGCCUGGCUAUUAACAAGGGACAGCAGGUGAAGCUGUUGAGUGCUACCUGGGCAUUGAUGAGCAACGACACACGGCUGGGCGUGGAGAACAAGUUGAACUGCUGUGGGCUGCUGAACAACAACCAGAGCAAAGAGCAGUUCAACGAGGACGUGAAACUCUGCAAUGCGCCCUGUAAACAUGGCGGGGAAUGUUUCAACUGUGGGGACUUGAUGCUGCAGCACGCUGCAGAGGCUCUGAAAAUACUGGGUGCAGUAGGACUCUUCUUCAGCUUCACAGAGAUCUUGGGUGUGUGGCUGGCUGCACGUUACAGGAACCAGAAGGAUCCAAGAGCCAACCCCAGUGCGUUCCUAUAAGAGCAGAGCGUGAAGAGGUCCACAAGUUACGCACCAUGAUAUAGACAUACACCAGGGUACCAAACAUGCACACACACAAAAUACAACAUUGGAGAUACACAGAUGUGCCAAUAUGAAAAGAACAACACACACUCGCAGCCUGAUGCCAAUUGACAAGCCACUAAGUACCUUCUGGUUCUCACAUGUGCAUACACCCGCACUGGGGAAGAAAAGGCCAUGUUGGUCUGUACAGUUUCUUCUCAUGUAUGAUAGGAUUGUUCAACAGCUUUUUUUUGUAUAACUUCUGUAUGUCAGUGUUUCUCAACCUCUGGUCUGUGGACCUGCACUGCUCUUUGGGAUAAUGGGGACCACUCCCUCAGAUGCUAAUACUUAUUUACUUUGUUCUUAAUUAGAAGUUUUAAACAACACAGUUCUCCAGAGGUAUAUCUGGUUCAUGUUCAUUAGAAACCAAACAGAAGAACAUGUACAGAAACAAGGAGGGACCUGCACUUUUCCAAUAAGAAAGUUUUUAUUUUCCUUUCUACGUUUUGCUACGGUGUGCUCUAAUGAAUAUGAGCCUGUGCUCACUAGUCCCUGGGACCAAACCAGUUGAACGACCCCAUUCAGAGACCACUCUCCCUGUCUGUCCAUGAUGUGGUUAGACUACACAGACGCAGCACCCUGUGCACCAACUACCAGCAUAGCACUGUGUGUGAUGGCAUACACAGAAUUGAUCUUAUUUUAACCAAGAAAAAUCAUUUAUAAUUUAAGGGUUUUGUCUAUGCCACAAAAUGUUGCAAUUGUGACAAUUUUACAUAGUGGGCUUCUAUUCAUUUUUAACAAGAUGUCAUUAUGUGCGGUGUGGCCAUCAAUAUUUCUUGACAAAGAGAGGUGCCAUAUAGAUCAUGUCAUGUUAGUGCCUCGGGUGGGAAUUAGAUUUUGUGCCAAACUAUUGAUUAAGAGGGGUUACUGAAUUGGAUAGUCUAUAGCUACAUUUCUCUUCCUUUGGAGCUAAAACAUAACACUUUAAUGGAGUUAAGAAUGAUGAGACAGUUCAGACAAAUGUGGGUGUAAUUCAGUUAACCCCCCCCAUCCAUUCACAUAACACUUUAAUGGAGUUAAGAAUGAUGAGACAGUUCAGACAAAUGUGGGUGUAAUUCAGUUACCCCCCCCCAUCCAUUCACAUAACACUUUAAUGGAGUUAAGAAUGAUGAGACAGUUCAGACAAAUGUGGGUGUAAUUCAGUUAACCCCCCCCAUCCAUUCACAUAACACUUUAAUGGAGUUAAGAAUGAUGAGACAGUUCAGACAUGUGGGUGUAAUUCAGUUAACCCCCCCAUCCAUUCACAUAACACUUUAAUGGAGUUAAGAAUUAUGAGACAGUUCAGACAAAUGUGGGUGUAAUUCAGUUAACCCCCCCCAUCCAUUCACAUAACACUUUAAUGGAGUUAAGAAUGAUGAGACAGUUCAGACAAAUGUGGGUGUAAUUCAGUUAACCCCCCCCAUCCAUUCACAUAACACUUUAAUGGAGUUAAGAAUGAUGAGACAGUUCAGACAAAUGUGGGUGUAAUUCAGUUAACCCCCCCAUCCAUUCACAUAACACUUUAAUGGAGUUAAGAAUGAUGAGACAGUUCAGACAAAUGUGGGUGUAAUUCAGUUAACCCCCCCCCCAUCCAUUCACAUAACACUUUAAUGGAGUUAAGAAUGAUGAGACAGUUCAGACAAAUGUGGGUGUAAUUCAGUUAACCCCCCCCAUCCAUUCACAUAACACUUUAAUGGAGUUAAGAAUGAUGAGACAGUUCAGACAAAUGUGGGUGUAAUUCAGUUAACCCCCCCAUCCAUUCACAUAACACUUUAAUGGAGUUAAGAAUGAUGAGACAGUUCAGACAAAUGUGGGUGUAAUUCAGUUAACCCCCCCCCCAUCCAUUCACAUAACACUUUAAUGGAGUUAAGAAUGAUGAGACAGUUCAGACAAAUGUGGGUGUAAUUCAGUUAACCCCCCCCAUCCAUUCACAUAACACUUUAAUGGAGUUAAGAAUGAUGAGACAGUUCAGACAAAUGUGGGUGUAAUUCAGUUAACCCCCCCCAUCCAUUCACAUAACACUUUAAUGGAGUUAAGAAUGAUGAGACAGUUCAGACAAAUGUGGGUGUAAUUCAGUUAACACUUUAUUCAACAUGCAUUUGCUCCUGUAUAAUAUUACAUUUGUUUUGUUUGUGGUACUAUGGACACUAGAGGGCGUUUGAACCUGAGUAAAAGUUGUCAUUAAACAAUUCAUCUGGACCACCAGAGUUAAUUGUGGAGAUGCUAUGGGAAAUGCAACAUGUUUUUCUCACAUCUCUCCUUGGCCUGUCCUGAUAUGCACCACCAUCAAGUGCAGCCAGUUUCAAAAGUUGAGACAAACUGUAGUCUGGAGAUUGUAACACUUUGAUUAGGAAUAUACAAUGAAGGGAAAUGUAGAACUACAGCACAAAGCAAUGGGCAGCACAGUUUUUGGAUGAUCUAGCUUAAGUGGUGUUCCACUACCAGUCUUCAUAUAUUGACACUGAACCAUUUCAACCAUCUGAUCCUUUUCUGUGCAUAUUUGUUUCCACUUGAUCUAUUUUCUAAUUAACCUGAAAGUGUUUUCCUAGUGGCACUUUGCCUGAUUUUAUUUAUUUGCCUGUCAUUGGAGGAAAUCAUUUUCUAUGGCCUAAUUGUUGCGAUCUUGGAGGAAGUUUAAAACUAGGGAUGUGCCUGUAGCUUUUAACCACCUGCCUAAAUACUUAGCAUACCAGUGACUGUUCACAACAAUUGUCAAUUUACAGUGUCUUAAAACUGAGAAGAGUUGAGGAAUGAGUUUUAUUAAGUAUUGCCCUUAAUGGUAACCCUGCUAAAAGCCUUUGGUUGCACAGUGCCUCUGCACAGCAAUGGGUUGUCAGAGUUAGUAUGUUAGUCCCGUGGCACUUCCAAAGGCUGUGAGACUGCCACUAUACGUCCUGACUCAAGGUUUUAGUUCCCCUAAAGUUUGUCCAUGAUUGACAGAAUGACUCAUGCUCAGUGAUUAUGACAAUGACUCAGCUUCCUGUUGCUUUUCACCCAAAUGGCACCCUAUUCCCUAUAUAGUGGACUGCUUUAAAGUAGGGCACUAUAUACGGAACAGGAUGCCAUUUGGGACUCAAACGUUCCUACUGUGGACUUGAUUGCCUGCUUAACCUUAAGGUUUCUUUUUUGUGCAACACGUUUUUCCUAUUAAAUGUCAUGAUUCAG